This is a messenger RNA of Ramularia collo-cygni, 855 nucleotides long. RefSeq names its product probable retinol dehydrogenase 8. The coding region runs from base 1 to 855 and encodes 284 amino acids. The transcript has 5 exons. The record is from RefSeq and is a predicted model, not a curated record. Lineage: Eukaryota; Fungi; Ascomycota; Dothideomycetes; Mycosphaerellales; Mycosphaerellaceae. Gene Ontology annotation, molecular function: oxidoreductase activity.
AUGGCACCACAAGUCUUCUUCAUCACAGGAACAAGCACUGGUUUCGGUUACGAGCUGGUCAAGAAAGCCCUCUCUGAAGGUGACAAGGUAGUAGCCACAGCUCGAAACAGCUCGAAGUUGAGAUUUGAUGGCGCAAACGAGAGCAACUUUCUGGCUGUAGAUCUUGAUGUCACGGAUUCAAGCUCAGUCGAUAAAGCUUUCGAUGCAACGCUGGAGAAGUUCGGCCGGGUUGAUGUGGUCGUUAACAAUGCUGGGUAUGGUCUCGCAGGAGAAUUUGAGAGUGUUUCGGAAGAACAAGCACGCACUCAAUUCGAGGUGAACUUCUUCGGCCUACUACGAGUGACUCGAAAAGCAUUGAAGAUCAUGCGAGAAAUCAAUAAGCCUUGCGGAGGUAGGAUACAGCAAAUAACUUCCAUGGGAGGUCAACUUGGCGUCCCAUUCUUCUCAAUCUACUGUGCUUCUAAGUGGGCGGUGGAGGGAUUCACUGAGACGGUCUCCAAGGAAUUGAAGCCUGAGUGGAACAUCAAGCUGACGUGCAUUGAGCCCGGUGGUUUCCGCACGGAUUGGGCUGGACGGUCCAUGAUCUUUGGGGAUUCAAAGGAGCCGGCUUACGAUCAUUUGGAUGCUAAGAAGUCGAUGGGGGAGAGAAAUGGUUCGCAACCUGGUGACCCAGUCAAGGGAGCGGAUGUUUUCUGGCAGGUUGCGAAGAUGGAUGAUCCUCCUCUUCGUAUUGCUGUUGGUACGGAUGCCUACGCUGGUAUUCAGAACAAAAUCWAGCAGUACAGCGAGAUGGUGCCCAAGUAUGAGAAAUUAAGCAACAGCACCGACGUGGAUGGCUACAAGAAGCCAAGCUGA